AUGAGCGCACUAGAGACACUCAAAAAGUAUACGACCGUAGUGGCCGACACUGGUGACUUUGAAGCCAUUGCACAAUACAAACCUCAAGAUGCUACCACCAACCCUUCAUUGAUUCUUGCUGCAUCGCAAAAGACUCAAUAUGCUCAUCUUUUGGAAGAUGCUAUUGCUUAUGGCAAAAAGAAGGGAGGCGCAUUCGAUGAUCAAGUUACGUGGGCACUCGACCGACUAUUGGUCAACUUUGGAGUCGAAAUCCUAAAGAUUGUACCCGGUCGUGUAUCAACUGAAGUCGACGCCCGCUUGUCAUUCGAUUUGGAAGGCACCCUUGAUAAAGCCAGACGAUUGGUAGCAAUGUAUGAAGAAGUUGGUGUUGAUGCCCGCAAACGUGUCUUGAUCAAGAUUGCAUCCACAUGGGAGGGUAUACAAGCUGCCAAGGAAUUGGAAGCUAAGGAUGGAAUUCAUUGCAAUUUGACCUUGUUGUUCAGUUUCCCUCAAGCUGUGGCAUGCGCAGAAGCUCAAGUCACAUUGAUCUCUCCAUUCGUCGGCCGUAUCUUGGACUGGUACAAGAAAUCAACAGGCAAAAACUACUCUGCUACAGAAGACCCAGGUGUUAUUUCAGUACAGCGUAUCUACAACUACUACAAACGUCACGGAUACAAGACUAUUGUUAUGGGUGCUUCGUUCAGAAACACUGGUGAAAUCGAGGAAUUGACUGGUUGCGACUUUUUGACUAUCUCGCCUGCUCUUUUGGAUGAAUUGUCCAAGAGUCCUACUGCGUUGACGCCUCGUGUUACUGCUGAGAAGGCCAAGACUUUGGAUAUUCCCAAGGUCACAUACUCUGAAAAAGUCUUCCGAUGGGACUUGAAUGAGGACGCCAUGGCUACUGAAAAGCUAUCUGAAGGUAUUCGAAAGUUUGCUGAAGACGGUAUCAAGUUGGAAAGCGCUCUUAAAGCUCGCAUGUCUUGA
Molecule: messenger RNA, 963 nt
Organism: Synchytrium microbalum
Lineage: Eukaryota; Fungi; Chytridiomycota; Chytridiomycetes; Synchytriales; Synchytriaceae
Product: transaldolase
Exons: 8
Coding region: 1-963 (320 amino acids)
Biological process (GO): carbohydrate metabolic process; pentose-phosphate shunt, non-oxidative branch; pentose-phosphate shunt
Cellular component (GO): cytoplasm; intracellular anatomical structure
Molecular function (GO): transaldolase activity
Source: RefSeq, a predicted model, not a curated record